Messenger RNA from Halteromyces radiatus, 1586 nucleotides. Its product is annotated as cytoplasm protein. Gene Ontology annotation, molecular function: mRNA 3'-UTR AU-rich region binding. Lineage: Eukaryota; Fungi; Mucoromycota; Mucoromycetes; Mucorales; Cunninghamellaceae. The record is from RefSeq and is a predicted model, not a curated record. The transcript has 4 exons. Gene Ontology annotation, biological process: 3'-UTR-mediated mRNA stabilization. Gene Ontology annotation, cellular component: cytoplasm; nucleus. The coding region runs from base 299 to 1420 and encodes 373 amino acids.
UUUUUUUUUUACCUUCAUCCACGACAACCGUCCCCUUCUUGUCCUCUUCACAUUUUGAUCUCGACUGUCGUUUUCUUUCUUUCUUUCUUUCUCUUUCUCUCUUUUUAUAUAUAUAUAUAUCUCACUCAUCGUUUUACAUUCGUGUGUAUAUUCAAAUAACAACAACAACAAAAAAAAAAGUUUUAUCUCAUCAUAUCCUAUCCAACCUACGUAAUUCUUUAACGAAAACAAAAAAAAAAAACCAACACAAUCUCAUUGAUACGAACUUUUUUCUCACAAAGUACCUGUUUACAAUAUCAUGUCUCAAUCUCCCAUAAACAACUCUACUGACCAACUUGAUGAUCAGUACUCAAAACAAACUUAUCCUCAACCAGAUGUGACUACUCAUACUGAAGAAGACGAUGGUCUUUUGACUUUACGUGCCUUAGUAUCUACCAAAGAAGCCGGUGUAAUCAUUGGCAAAGCUGGGAAGAAUGUUGCUGAACUUCGUGAAGCUACUGGUGUCAAAGCUGGUGUCUCCAAAGUGGUGACUGGUGUUCAUGAUCGUGUCUUGACUAUUACUGGUACUCUAGAAGGUGUUGCCAAGGCUUAUUCUUCUAUGGCUCAAACUUUAUUGGAUAAUCCCAUUACUACUGUCACUCCACCUAUUUCUCCUGUUACUCCAUCUCGUAAUAAUGCAAAGGCUGUAACUACUCUUCGUCUCUUGAUCUCACAUAAUUUGAUGGGUACUGUGAUUGGACGUCAAGGAGCCAAGAUCAAACAUAUUCAAGAUACAUCAAACGUACGUAUGACUGCAUCCAAAUCUAUCUUACCUCAAAGUACGGAACGUGUGGUGGAAGUACGAGGAACAGUUGAAGGACUUCAUAUGGCAUUACUGGAAAUUGGACGUUGUUUGAUGGAAGAUAAGGAACGUGCAUAUGGCACUAUUCUUUAUAAUCCAACCAAAGCUGGUGUUGCCUCUGCUGUUACUGCCAAUGGUGAUCAUCAUCGUCGUGGAUCGGUGACUCGUGGUGGAAAUGGUUUGGAAUUCGAUAAUGAUGGUUAUCAAGAUGGUUCUGUCAAUGGUGGUGACCGUCGUCGAUCUUCUCAUGCUGCCUUUUUGGAUGAUCCUAAUGUCCGUACUCAACAUAUCUCUAUUCCCAGUGACAUGGUUGGCUGCAUCAUCGGUAAAGGUGGUUCGAAAAUCUCGGAUAUUCGUCGAUUAUCUGGUUCUCGUAUCUCCAUUGCAAAAAUCCCUCAUGAUGAAACUGGUGAACGUAUGUUUACUAUUCAAGGUACUGCCGAAGCUAAUGAGCGCGCUCUCUAUUUACUCUAUGGUCAAUUGGAAUCUGAAAAGGAACGACGUCUCCAAGGUGUGAUCCAUGAAGAAGUUUUGGAAGAAGAAGAACAACAACAACAAGAAGAACCUCGACAAGAAUAACCUUGAGAAUCUUUUAUAUAGUAUAGUUACUUCUUUUUGACUACUAUUUUUUUUCAUUGUGAAUACCUUUUUAUAUAUAUUAUUAUCAUUAUUCUUUCUUUUUUCUUUUUAUUAUAUUGUUUUAUUAUCAUGAAUGAUCCUUUCUUUUCCUUUUUUUUUUUUUUUU